This is a messenger RNA of Coregonus clupeaformis (lake whitefish), 2016 nucleotides long. RefSeq names its product guanine nucleotide exchange factor MSS4. Lineage: Eukaryota; Metazoa; Chordata; Actinopteri; Salmoniformes; Salmonidae. Gene Ontology annotation, molecular function: guanyl-nucleotide exchange factor activity; zinc ion binding. The record is from RefSeq and is a predicted model, not a curated record. Gene Ontology annotation, biological process: post-Golgi vesicle-mediated transport; small GTPase-mediated signal transduction. Bases 440 to 841 code for a protein of 133 amino acids. The transcript is spliced from 2 exons. Gene Ontology annotation, cellular component: cytosol; membrane.
UUAGAUUAAAUGACAUUAUUUGUUUAAUUGUGGAUAAAGAACGAUCUAUACGACGGAGGAACGAUAUAAUUGAGCGAUGUGGAUUCCGAACGGAAGUUUCAGCGGGUGCACACUGUCCAGCAACGCUUGUUCGGUCGGUCUGUUUGACAAAAUGUUUAUAUGGCCGAGGGGUUUUACUAGUUACAUUACUUGUACUACCCGCUUGGUAAUAGUUUAGGUGUACUCUAGCCAUUCUUUCUGAGCAGGUUUUUCAGCAGAUGUGAGUUGACGCCUCAAAAUUCGCAUUACAUUAUCCGAUAUUAGCUAGCUCACGUUAGCUAGCUUGGUAACGUUAGUUGAACAAAUAUAUAGAGCAGUGGUUUGACUAUAGCUAACCAUCUUAGCAUUCGCUUUAUAAGUGUAGUAUAGUCACAUAAGUUGCCUUCCAUUCGCGUUCAACAUGGACAACCAAGAACACUGCUCUCCCUCUGAAGGAUGCGUCGACCGGUCUACGCUGGUGUCGGGGGUUGGAAAGAAUAUCAAGUCAAUUUUGUGCCAACGUUGUGGAUCGAAGGUCCUCUGCCCAGGGAUGGCAGUUUUUGCAGAGAAGGAGCUGUUCCUGCCCUCAAUGCGGAAGAAGACCACUAUCACCCAAUCAGAGGGAUCCGUGGAUGGGGACACACUGACUACCCACUGGUUAGUCGACGACAUGUACACCUUUGAGAAUGUGGGCUUCACUAAGGACGUGGGGAGAAUCAAGUACCUCAUUUGUGCAGACUGUGAGAUUGGACCCAUUGGCUGGCACUGCCUGGAUGACAAAAAGAGCUUCUAUGUUGCAUUGGAAAGAGUCAAUCAUGCCUAGUGUGGCCCACUGUAAGAACCUGGGGAAACUUAAGAGGGUGUACACAUUUGGAACUGAAGGACAAGACAGACCAACACAAACGUCGCCUUGCGCAGUAGAUCACUCGCUGGGUGUCGAAAGACAGUGCCGAUUCAACAUGUAGAAUUGUCGUGAAAUCAACAGAAAAUGACGGCAAAUGUUCUGUGGUCAGAGGCAAUAGGACGGUCACCCACUGCGCAUGGGCAACAUAUGCGUUGGUCUGGCUUGUCCUUAACUCUUUUCGAUCUUCACUUUCCCUCUGGCUGGUGCUGGAUGCUGUCUCGGUUAUUAUGAUGACUCCUUAGUUCAGCAACGUUGUUCUCUACUGAUCAACAAUCGUAUUGAUGUGGUUCUCUGAACAAAUGUCUUAUCAGUCUAUAAAACUGUUAUUCAAUCCAAUACUGUAACUAACCCAUAUUCAGGUGUUAUGCUUUGGUCUGAGGUUAACGCUACAGCCUUUGGAAUUGUAUUACUUGUAUAGGCCUACUUGUUAUUAUUACUUUCAACUUCUGAAAUAUUAUCAGAAUAUCUCUGUUCUUCUAACACUUAUUGCAGAUGCUAAUGUGAAAUGAUGUGGUGCAUUUGGACUUCUACUGUUUGAAUGAUUAGUGUGCUUAUCAGCAUAGCACACCCUUUGCCUUGCAUGCUGAAUAAUGGGAGUGGUUGUAUUUGUUGAGUGUGCUGUAUGCAUUUGUUGCUGAUACAUUUCAAGUGACAGUGUUCUGUCUGUUGAUAUACCACAUUGGCUUUGACUGCUGCUCUGCCACCAUGUUGGCCCUCAGCUAUUGCCAACUAAUACCAGAGGCCCCCAUUAGAUCUCCACAGUACAUGCUCAUCAUGGUCAUAUGUUCUGGAAUGUAUUUCAUUCCAUCUGCAUUGAGGACUGGAUUGACUAUGUGAGCUCUAUUGUUUGUCGCUUCUCUUUCGCUGCAUUUUAAUGCUCUCUAAAACGGUUAUAAACUCUGUAAAAUAAAAUGUAUCACUCACUAAUGUGCUUUUUGACCAGUUUGUAAAUUCUAGUUCUAGAAUGGAGUUCACCCUCAUUGACUUGAUUGCAUGGGAAAUAGGAAGUCGCUGCUGAUGGAAUUCAUGAGAUUUACAAUACUUUAAUUGGUUCGGAACAUGUCUUUAUCUAACUUAAACAUAUUCACUAUUUA